AUGGCAAGAUCACAUUCAACAAAAACUAAGGCGGCAACGAAUAACCGAAAUAAAACUGGCAAAAAUCAGGUCAAAAAGAAUAAGAACAGUAUAUCGUUUUCUGAUAGGAAGAAGGCUAAACAUCAGGUAGAAAAACUGAAUAAAAAGGAGAAUUUGCUGCCGAUGAAUGUCUUAGAUUUACAAAAGAAGAAGAAUUUGUCAAAGAAGCCAGAGCCCCUAAAAUCCAUAUUACAUGCGAGAAGCUUACUACAGGACCAGAAAAAAGAUAAAGAGAUUAGAAAUAAGAUCAGAGCUGAACAAAAGGCUACAGAUGAUAGUAUAGAGAAACAAAUUGAAAUGAUAUCAGGAUUUACUUUCUAA
Molecule: messenger RNA, 360 nt
Organism: Naumovozyma castellii
Lineage: Eukaryota; Fungi; Ascomycota; Saccharomycetes; Saccharomycetales; Saccharomycetaceae
Gene: ADF1
Product: Adf1p
Exons: 1
Coding region: 1-360 (119 amino acids)
Source: RefSeq, a predicted model, not a curated record